AUGGUGAACAUCUGGACAAUUGCACUUUUCCUGCUGGGAGCCGCCAAAGGAAAAGAAAUUUGCUAUGAUCACGUCGGGUGCUUUUCUGCCCCCGAGCCCUGGGCUGGGACUGCAAUCAGGCCCCUGAAAGUUCUCCCCUGGAGCUCUGAGAACAUCGUCACCUGCUUCUUGCUCUACACCAACAAGAACACAAACACCUUUCAAAGUCUCCUUCCCUCUGAUCCAUCAACGGUUGAGGCAUCAAAUUUUCAAACAGACAAGAAGACUCGAUUCAUCAUCCAGGGCUUCAUAGACAAGGGAGAUGAGAGCUGGCUGCUGGAUAUGUGCAAGAUAGGGAACAUGUUCAAGGUGGAGGAGGUGAACCUCAUCUGUGUGGACUGGAAGAAAGGUGCCCAAACCACCUACAUGCAGGCUGCCAACAACGUGCGGGUGGUGGGCGCCCAGGUGGCCCAGAUGCACGUCAUGCUCUCAGCAAACUACAGCUACUCACCUUCCCAACUCCACCUCAUUGGCCACAGCCUGGGAGCCCACGCGGCUGGAGAGACAGGGAGCAGGACUCCAGGCCUGGGCAGGAUUACGGAGUUGGAUCCCGUAGAAGCAAAUUUCCAGGGUACUCUUGAAGAGGUUCGACUCCACCCCUCCGACGCUGACUUUGUUGAUGUGAUCCACACGGAUGCAGCUCCUCUGACCCUAUUCAUGGGUUUUGGAACAAACCAACGGGUGGGUCACUUUGACUUUUUCCCAAACGGAGGAGAGGAGAUGCCAGGAUCCAAGAAGAACGUGCUGUAGCAGACUGUGGAGCUUAGAGGCAUGGGCUUGGGAACACGGAACUUUGUGGCUUGCAAACAUCCGAGAAGCUACAAGUAUUACUCGGAGAGCAUCCUCAAUUCUGAUGGGUUCGCUGCAUACCCCUGCGAUUCCUAUAGGACCUUUGAAUCUAACAAGUGCUUCCCCUGUCCAGAUGCAGGGUGCCCGCAGAUGGGCCACUAUGCUGAUCAAUUUGCCAGCAAGACAAGUGAGGAGCAGCAGAAAUUCUUCCUGAACACAGGAGAUUCCAGCAGUUUUGCCUGGUCCACCGUCUAG
Diceros bicornis minor is the source of this 1083-nucleotide messenger RNA. Its product is annotated as inactive pancreatic lipase-related protein 1-like. Gene Ontology annotation, molecular function: triacylglycerol lipase activity. The record is from RefSeq and is a predicted model, not a curated record. Gene Ontology annotation, biological process: lipid metabolic process. The transcript has 11 exons. NCBI's taxonomy places the organism in Eukaryota, Metazoa, Chordata, Mammalia, Perissodactyla, Rhinocerotidae.